Messenger RNA from Alternaria alternata, 2250 nucleotides. RefSeq lists its product as hypothetical. The transcript is spliced from 4 exons. Lineage: Eukaryota; Fungi; Ascomycota; Dothideomycetes; Pleosporales; Pleosporaceae. The record is from RefSeq and is a predicted model, not a curated record. Bases 1 to 2250 code for a protein of 749 amino acids.
AUGAACGCUAACAGAGUUUCGCGAUGGAGCCCUUUUCGUCGGCACGGAUUGGGUGGACAGACAGUGGAAGUGGAAGAGAGGGAUGAUGCAACUGCGAAUGUGAAUACGAUACCCAUGACUGGGAUGAAAACGAACUUGAAAUCGAAGGAACGGGAGACAAUAGUCGAGAGAGUUGAGAGUUGGCCAGAGGAAGCUCGACCGUUGAAGGCCCAAACCUGGUUGACUUGGCUGUAUGCAUUUGGGGACCUCUUGCUCGUACUACUACCCUUAUACUUUAUUCUUCUUGGUGUGGCUGUAGUCACCCUAAAUGGAAAGCCAACUCGAGGUUCGACAUUUGGAACCAAGGUAGAAACAGCUAUGGACCUUGGCCCUACAAUGUUUCCUAUUGUGUUUGCUGCCAUAACUGGGAGGAGCAUGAAGAUGAUCGCUCGGUUUCUUGCAGAAAGAGGCUCUAGAAUCAGCACGUUGGAGCUCCUCAUGGCAAGUCAGUCUGUUUGGGGUACUUUCGAAAGUCAACUGCUGAUGCAACGACUCACUGUUGUUGGCGUGAACCUCCUCUUCCUUUGGGCUCUUUCACCAUUGGGUGGUCAAGCUUCGCUUCGACUAAUGACAAGAGACAUGAAAGAUUCCUACACAUCUGGAAAACUUCGAUAUAUGACUACAGGGCCAGCAGCGACUAUGUGGGGUCUAUCUUCGACCUAUAUUGACAGUGGAAAAUUCGCCGACGCCGGGGCGCUCUACACUGCGGCGUUGAUGGCACCACUAUCAACAAAGCUGGGGACUCAGGAUCCCUGGGGCAACAUCAAGAUUCCAACUUUGGACUCAAUGAACUCAUCGGCGUUGGGUCCUGACGGUUGGUACAGUGUACCUACGGAUGCAUCGUUGCCAGAGGAUUAUUCUUCUUUAGUUGGUCUUCCUAUUGUUGGCCUUCCAUCCCGUGAGAGCUCAAACUUCAGUCUCCAGUACACUUAUCUUUCGUUAGAUUGUCAGCCCUGGAAGCAAGCACCUUAUCCUGGUCUGAGAGGUAGAGAUGACUACUUUACCACCAACUCCACCAGGCUAGAAGAAUUGGUGCCUGGUCAGGUGUGGGAUGACAAAGAGACGUACAAUCCUUUUGGUAACGCUAGCGCCCAAGAUCGCAACUCUUUCUUCAUGGAUACAACCCGUAGUUAUCCAGGGGGCGUUAAAGAAGGAAAUGAUGGUGAUCUUUAUAUGGGUCGGCUGAACGGGUUCUUCGGCAAUUACAACAGCUCUCUCAUGCCGGAAAAGGAACUCACCACCAACCGAGACCUUUUGUUCGUUUCGCAGUACGCAACAGAACAUGACGGAAAUGGAAUCGGGUUGAACAUCGCGACAUGUUCAUUGUCACAAGUCCAUGUAGAAGCACUUGCACAAUGCAAAGGAAGCACUUGUGCUACGACCAAGCUCCGAAAUUCUCUGGAAGACAACCGAUCCACAGCACUCACCGGACUUGAACACGGUACGAUCAUGUUCGGAUUUGCGAAACAGUUUCCUCGUGCAGUAAAAUUCACAGCUGGAUCGAGCCCCACCGAACGCUUCUUGGCCAACACCUCGGUCUUCCCUUUCGUGCAACAAGUUGGAAACUUACCUUCCGAUGUCAUGUUCACGAAUCUUUCACUGGUGUCCCCCGAGGUAUUUUCCAAAAGACUAAGUCUGGCACUAAACACUUUCUAUCAGUUGAGUAUACAGCCGACAGGUUACUUUGGCAGCUUGUCGAAGAACCUAUCGCUUUAUGGGCCAGACACAAGCACAUUCGACGACAUCAACGCCUACCUUCCGAAGAAUUUAACGGCUACGGAUCAUGCCUUCUCCGAGUGGUGGACAACAUUCGAUGAAGCAGUGCAGGACAUCAAGUCACCAUUCAUUGGAGCGACAACAACGGCCGACAUCACCGCAACAGAACAAAUAUUUGUGUGCAACUUUGCCUGGCUUGCACUUCUGCUUGCCGCGUCCACCAUUACCCUUGUGACAGGCAGUGUAGCGUUGUUCUUGAAACGCAAAACAUUAGGACCAGAGCUUUUCGGAUUCGUCACCAGCAUGACCUACGAAAACCCUUGGGUUAAGGUACCCGACGGAGGUACUAUGCUUGAUGCUAUGGAAAGAGCGAGACUUCUGAAAGACGUUGAGGUAUGUGUUGCCGAUGUGCGUGGCAAUGAUGACAUCGGUCACAUCGCGUUCGCUGCUGGUGUUCCCUUACGAAAACUAGAGAGAGGACGACUUUACUGCUGA